Messenger RNA from Peniophora sp. CBMAI 1063, 3243 nucleotides. Lineage: Eukaryota; Fungi; Basidiomycota; Agaricomycetes; Russulales; Peniophoraceae. The record is from the annotation of a GenBank genome assembly.
AUGUCCCCUACUGUCUCCCGACCAAGCUUUCCCUCAAUACAGGGCGCUCAUAGCACGACCUUCACGACCCCGCCUCUUGACAGGAACCUCACCUUUGCCGAGAUUCUAGCCUUUCACGCCGAGCAUAGCGCCACGCAUAAACUGUUUGUUUACUCCGAGGAUGGCAUCAUCAAGUCCAUCGACUAUGCCACGGCAUUCCGCGCGCAGAAGGUUGCCGCAAGUAUCGUCAAGGCCGCUUUCGAAGCCGGCAAAGAGCUCUAUCCCAGUGAUGUCGCACGUCCCGUCUUCGGCAUUCUCGCGAGCGCGGAUACCGUGACCUACGCGACCGUGCUCUUCGGUAUCCAGCAGACCGGCGCUAUACCGUUCCCUAUCUCUACGCGCAAUUCAGCGGCCGCAAUUGCCCACUUGAUUCGCACGACAGGCGUACGUCAGGUCUUCUUGAGCGAGGAUGCCGCCAUGCGCGCUCUCGCAUCCGAGACCGUUGACCUCCUGGCGAAGGACGGCUACGAGAUUGGUCUGCUUGAUUUACCCCGCUUCGAAGUCUUGUACGGCUCAACGACACCGCCGUGUCCGACCCUCGAGGAUUCUCGUAUUGCGCCCCUGUCUGCGGACGCUCUCGCGCUCGUCCUGCACUCAAGUGGCACGAGCGCGUUUCCGAAACCCAUUCAGGUCAACAACCACAACUUUAGGUCCUGGGGCAUCGUUUUCUACUAUGGUGAAGUCGAUGUAUGCGGUACUCGCUGGGGUUCUCAGGCAGUACCGAUGUUCCACGCCAUGGGAACGAUGAUUCUCACCUGGGCCGUCUACUGCGGCCUUGAACUCGCGGUCUACAAGCCUGUGCGCCCACCGGUACUAGCCAAUCCAUCGUCUUUCCUACGCGAUGUCGUCGAAACGAAGUCGAAACGGAUCAUGACUGUUCCAGCGCACAUUGAGGCAUGGUCGCACGAUCCAGCGAACCUCGAACUACUCAAGCGCCAUGUUGAGCGCAUCGUGUUUGGUGGAGGUCCGUUGAACAAGCAGGUCGGCGAUGCGCUUCAAGCACAAGGCAUCGGUCUUGAUGUAGGCUAUGGGAUGCGAGUACUCUUUCUUUCAAGCUGGCUUGAAACAUCGCGCCCCGCUGAAUGGGACUACUUCCGUCUUCCUCACCCUGAUCACAUCCCCGUCGAGUUAGUCCCGUACGACGGCCAGGAUGGGCUGUUGGAGCCUGUGGCCAUGGUCGGAGAGCACUUCAGCCCUAACGUCAUCAACACCACCGUCAACGGCAAACCUGGUUUUGCGACCGGCGAUCUUGUCCAAGAGCACCCAUUGUACAAGGGCAUCUACAAGAUCUUUGGUCGCGCCGACGAGCAGAUUAUGCUGUCAACGGGAGAGAAGACCAAUCCAGUUCCAUUAGAGAGGAUUCUCUUGCGAGACCCGCAAGUCUCCCUAGCAGUCUUCUUUGGGCGAGGUCGUUUCAACAACGGCGUCAUAGUCCAGCCAGCGACGCCCUUUGACUCGAACGAUCUCGAAAAGGUUCAAGCGUUUCGCGAUGCGAUUUGGCCUACUAUAUGUCGCAUGAACGAGUACGCGCCCGCACACUCUCGCGUCCUUAAGGAGAUGAUUCUUGUCACAAGCCCCGAGAAACCACUGGAAUGGACGGCCAAAGGCACUGUGAGACGUAAUGUCAGCCUUGCCAAGUACGAGGACGAGAUAGAGGCCAUCUACAAGGCAGCCGAGUCUUCUCACGAUGGCCCGCAACGACCUGCCACUUGGACUCCUGAGACGACGCUCGCGUUCGUCCAUGCUGUAGUGGAGAUGGCCUUGAGUCAGAAGGUAUCGGAGAAUGACGAACUGUUCUCUCUCGGAUGUGACAGUCUUGCGGCAUCGACCAUUCGCAACAACAUCAUCCGUGCUCUUCGCACCACCCCAUCCGUGUCGGACGUCGAUCCAUCGCGCAAGGUUCCUCAGACCCUGGUGUACCAGCAUUCCUCUAUACGUGCCCUCAGCGACUUCGUCUUCGCGCUCGUGACUGGUCGCGAUCUCGAGCCGGACGCCGAAGCCAUCCUGGAGCAAAAGGUCCAUGCGAUGGAAGCUAUGGUCGCAAAGUACAGCGUCGAUUUCCCGCCUCCCCGCGUUCAGGCCGGUGGACCGUUACCCGAGCAAGAGACCGUGGUUGUCACCGGGACGACCGGCCGACUAGGGUGCCAUCUUCUCGCCCAGCUCAUCCAGGACCCGAGAGUCCACCGCGUCUACGCUCUUAACCGAGCGUCAAGUGGAGACGCGUCUCCUGAAGCCCUGCGUGAGCGCAUGCGCUACGCCUUUGAAACCUGGGAGCUCGAUCCUACUCUUCUCCAGAGCGAGAAGCUCGCUCUAUUCGCCAGCAACUAUGCAGCUGAACGUUUGGGACUGGACGCCGAUACCUACGCCGCGAUUGAGAGUCAGGUCACUACAAUCAUUCACAACGCCUGGCGCGUUGACUUCAACGUUGCACUCUCCGGUUUUGAGCCCCUUAUCGCCGGCCUACGUCGCCUCAUCGAACUGGCAAGUAACUCGCCGGUUCCCGGCGGAGCGCGCCUGCUCUUCGUGAGUUCUAUCUCUGUGCUCCUUAGUACGCCCUCGGAUCGACCCGCUCUGGAAGAGCCCAUCGUGGACGCUCGCAUCUCUGCCGGCUUCGGCUAUGCCGAGAGCAAAUGGGUCGCAGAGACGCUCUUGCUUCGUGCGCGAGAUGCGGUCGGUCUGCGCUCCGCCGCCGUACGCGUUGGACAAAUGUCUGGCGACACCCGCGUAGGAGGCUGGAACAAACAGGAGUGGGUCGGCGCUAUUGCCCGGCUCGGUCAAAUCGUGCAAGCACUUCCCAUGCGCGAUGAGCCUGUCACCUGGGUGCCCGUCGACAUCGCUGCCACGGCGCUUAUCGACAUGACUCGCUCAGAGGAGCCCUGCUUCAACCUCGUUGCGCCCGUCGCAUCCGAUUGGCAGACCGUUUUCGGCGCCUUCGCUGAACGCCUUAACUUACCUCUGAUCAAGUACGAGGAGUGGGCCGCUCGAGUUACUGCGGCGGCCGAGAGGAACACGAGCUCCGAAGACACCCAGCCGUUCGCGCUGGCGCAGUUCUUCCAGGAGGGUAACUUCGGGGAGGGCGCUUCCAUCUCCACGACGCGCGCAUGCAAGGUUUCGCCCACACUGGCGAAGAUGUCGCCAGUGGGUGCAGAGGACGUGGCAUUGUAUGUUGACUUCUGGAAGAAGAUCGGGUUUCUUCACGCUUAA